Molecule: messenger RNA, 1320 nt
Organism: Yamadazyma jaroonii
Lineage: Eukaryota; Fungi; Ascomycota; Pichiomycetes; Serinales; Debaryomycetaceae
Source: the annotation of a GenBank genome assembly
AUGUUAAAGUAUAUUCCUACAUCAUUAAGACUUGUUAGGGGUUUACAUAGUACUAAAAGAGUAUUGGCACCAAUAGUUGAAGCUUCAGAUGAUUCACAAACUGGUAAAUAUAUCAGUACAAUUAUCAAUCCUUAUACUGCUACCACUUAUGCUAGACCAAAUAUUAUCUUUACUCAUGGUAGAGGGUCAUUAUUAUAUGAUUUAGAAAACAAUGAAUAUGUUGAUUUUAUAGCUGGAAUUGCUGUUACUGCUUUAGGCCACUCCAAUGAUCAAAUCACUGAAUUGAUUUCUGGUCAAAGUUCAACAUUAAUACAUUGCUCAAACUUAUUCCAUAACUUAUACGCUGGGGAAUUGAGUUCUAAAUUGAUUGAUAAGACCAUUAAUAGUGGAGGAAUGCAUGAUGCAUCCAAAGUGUUUUUAUGUAACUCAGGAACUGAAGCUAAUGAAGCUGCUUUAAAAUUUGCCAGAAAGUAUGGUAAAACUGUUAGUCAAGAUAAAGUAGAAAUUAUUUGUUUUGAAAAUGCUUUCCAUGGUAGAUCAAUGGGUGCUUUAUCUGUAACACCUAAUCCAAAAUACCAAGAACCAUUUUCUCCAUUAAUUCCUGGAGUUCAAAUUUGUAAACUUAAUGAUAUAGAGAGUGUCAAAGCUAAAAUUAGUAGCAAGACAUGUGGAGUCAUAGUAGAACCAAUUCAAGGUGAAGGAGGUGUUACUCCAGCAGAUACCGAGUUCUUAAGUGAAUUAAAAAAAUUGUGUGAAGAAAAUGAUGCAGUAUUAAUUUACGAUGAAAUUCAAUGUGGUUUAGGAAGAUCAGGUAAAUUAUGGGCUCAUUCAUAUUUACCAAAAGAAGCUCAUCCUGAUAUUGUUACUAUGGCCAAAGCUUUAGGUAAUGGGUUCCCUAUUGGUGCUACUAUGAUCAAUGAUAAAAUCCAAAGUGCUCUUAAUGUUGGUGAUCAUGGCACUACUUAUGGAGGUAAUCCUUUAGGAAGUAAAAUUGGUAGUCAUGUUGUUGAAACCAUUGCUGAUGAAGAAUUCUUAACUGCUGUUAAUGAUAAAUCCGAAAAAUUAACUUCUGAAUUAUCAAAAUUAAUCGAACCUUAUGAUAAAGUUACCUUAAAAGGUAAAGGUUUAUUAUUAGGUUUACAAUUUGAUGAAUCAAUCAAUAUCUCUAAGAUUAUUGAAGAUUGUAGAAGUAAAGGUUUAUUGAUUUUAAGUGCCGGUAUGAAUGUCAUUAGAAUCAUUCCAGCUUUAAAUAUCCCUGACAAACAACUUGAACGUGGUUUAGAAAUCUUAUCCACUGUUAUUAAACAACACUUAAAAUAG